AUGUCGCUGCAUCAAAUGAAUGCGCAAUUCAUGUUUGAGCGUAAUGGCACGGCAGAGUGGAUGGAAAGGAAUCUCACGGAUGCAGACCACAAGUAUCUCCGGCAGUUUGCACGAUCGACACAACAAUCAAAGCUGGAGCAGAAGCGGCGCCAAGAGCUGGUAGAGGCAGACGAGGCAGCCGUGGUCGCCAAGAAGAAGAAAAUUGAGGAGACAGAGCAGAAGGAACGUGAGAAGCUCGACGCGCUGUACAAGAUCAAGCUUGUUGUCGUGCAGGAGGAAGUCUUGAGGCUGAAUGUCAAGACAAUCAAAGAGCAGAUUGCAGUGUGGCAGCGGUGGGACAAGGAGGUUCCACCAGUGGGAAAGCUCAAUGGGGCGGGUGCUCCAGGUCAAAAGGAGCGCCAGGUUGCGCUUUUGGCUGCAAUUCAGCGGGCUAAUGGACAAGAUCCACGUCCGGCACGCAAUUCUUGA
Mycena indigotica is the source of this 468-nucleotide messenger RNA. RefSeq lists its product as uncharacterized. The transcript has a single exon. The coding region runs from base 1 to 468 and encodes 155 amino acids. NCBI's taxonomy places the organism in Eukaryota, Fungi, Basidiomycota, Agaricomycetes, Agaricales, Mycenaceae. The record is from RefSeq and is a predicted model, not a curated record.